GAAAGUAUUUGAAUUAAGCUUAAAGAGCAUGAUACACUUAAUUCAAGCUUAUAUGGCGAAAGUUUAACCACUACGCACAGUUAGUUCUCAUUUCCAUUUGCCUUUCUUGCCAGUGUUUAUUUUGAAAACAUGGAUGACGAUGUGCAAACGAUAUUAAAGUCUUGGGGAUGUACGGAAGAAGUAAUCAAAGUAUUUGUGGAUCAAGAUAUAUGUUUUGAGGUUCUAAAAGACCUUACCAUUGGAGAUUUGAAGGAACUUAUCCCCAAUUCUCUGGGCAUGAGAAAGUUGAUCGAGGGGAAGUUAUUGAAAAUGAAAAAUGAGGACAAAGAAAACCAACCUGUAAACGGAGAUGAUCAAAACACAGCUAAUGCUUCUACAGUUACUAUAAAUACUUAAACACGUUUUUUACAGAAGUGCAAAGUUUUGCUGAUUUUGAUUUGUACACUCUGUUGCAAACAAGUCCCAUGGGGAACAGUGUGGUAACAUACUAUCAAACACAAAAACAGCUAGAUAACAAAAGACGAACGAGACUUGUUGAUAUAAUCAUAAAAUACUUAUAUACUUAUAUAAUAAGAAAUCGCUUACGUCACGAAGAAUAUAACAAAAUUACGGCAAAAAUAAUAACGUUAUUUCCGACCGAAACAAUGGGAAUAUAUUAUGUACCAGCUGUCAGGAAAAAUGCGUCCCUUACAGGAAAACCCACUCCAGCUAGAGGGAAGCUUGUUGACAAAGUUAAAAAUAUGGUCUUCAACUUCGACGAAGCCACACCAAAAAGAAGAAAACGAAAACACGUAGACACUUCCGACAACGAAGCAUCUACGAGUAACGCCGCGCAGUUAUCACUAAAAUUUAAACAAGAAUUAAGCAAUAAUGAAGAUUGGCAGUGGAUGAAACACAAUAAUGAGCCCUGGACAGAAGUUUUGAUAAGAUGGGACAAUACAUAUAACCUACGUCAUGACACUUUAAACAAAUGUUCAAAUGUUUAUGAAUUCCUUGAGAACUGGACCAUACUACAAGAUCAACGUGCAGAUGUACUGAUUAACCAAGAUUUCAAAAAGGCUUUUCCAGGAAAAGAAAUUAAUUUGUUUACGAAAUGGAAAACGUUUUUUGAAACGGUUAACCAAGUAAAAGGCAGGCCCAACGAGGAUUUAAUCGAAUUAGCGAAUGAAGAUACUGAUGACAUUAUUUUCCUUAAGCAGUUGUUAAAAUUGCCCCAUCUGAUUCCACCGAAAGGGCGGAUGGUAACGAAAUCCCACAAACACUGGAAAUAUUCAACACUUGAAGUAAUAGAUGCAAUAGUGGUCCUGGCAAAGAUACCUGGAGACAUAACAAAAGUUGUAGAGGAAAGACGGCAGCUGGCUGCAUCUCGAAACCUAACCCUAACCCUUUUUUGCUGAUAGAAGGAUCCUCAUUUGAUCGCCCAGAAAAUUUUUACAUCAUUUUGGACAAGGUUUUUUUACACAUGAAUAGUGAACAAAAGGCGUUUGACGCUCUUUUUAAGCUUUUCCACGUUUUUAACGCGCAGUAUCCAGUACAGGCCCAAUAUAUUUACACUCUUAUACAGCAGUGCGUUUAUAAUAUUGUUUUAGAUUGUGACGCUUUGCCACCAUAUACCUUGGAUAUUGUAAACAAACUACGCGUUGUUAAUGUAUUAGAUAUACCAGAAGUUUAAUAUAACUAUUACCCGUAUUGUCAAUUAAAGAGUAAAUCUUAUAAAAUUUCCAUUUAGGAGCUUCUAUAUUACAUACAGAGCGUGCAGUACUUACACUACCAAAUGAAGUGUGAAAGGUGUGGAAAAGACUAUAGUAAUUUUAAGAAAUAUUUCUUUCAUCUUGAAUAUCUUCAUAACAUAACAAAUCGUUUUGUUUGCCCAAAAACAAAUUGUUAUCGUGUGUUUCAUACAAAACUAUCUCUGAAGAAACAUUUUAAUAAUGCUCACGAACACUUGACCACUGUUCUUGAUCCCGCUUCUCCCUCUCUCUCUAUUCAGGGUUCUGUACUGGCAGAAGAAGAUCAUUUGGAUAGUUGUAAUCCUAAAAGUGACCAACCAAAUACCGAAGGUGAAAGAGUAG
Molecule: messenger RNA, 2072 nt
Organism: Photinus pyralis (common eastern firefly)
Lineage: Eukaryota; Metazoa; Arthropoda; Insecta; Coleoptera; Lampyridae
Exons: 8
Coding region: 465-1397 (310 amino acids)
Source: RefSeq, a predicted model, not a curated record